Molecule: messenger RNA, 2613 nt
Organism: Nelumbo nucifera (sacred lotus)
Lineage: Eukaryota; Viridiplantae; Streptophyta; Magnoliopsida; Proteales; Nelumbonaceae
Molecular function (GO): GTP binding; GTPase activity
Source: RefSeq, a predicted model, not a curated record
UGCUUUGUCUGACCAUUUCCUCACUUCCUCUCUCUCUCUCUCUCUCUUUCUCUCUCUCUGUGUAAAGAAGAAGAGUCCUCAGACCAGAAUAAAAAAACUCUCCUCUCUUGAACACGAAUCCGCUUUUUUCUUUGAUUGCAAAGGCGUUUCUUUUGCUUCUUCCGUUUUCUGAGGAGCGAAGAAAGCGAGACGAAAGGUGUGCUUGUAAGAUACCCGACCCACAAUUACAUCCAUAGUUUCUUGAGAUCCAUUCCCCUCCCAUGCCUCCAAAACCAAAUGGUUAUCUCCUCCUUUGCCUUCUCAUGGUCACGUCGGCUGUACAGCUACAAAUACCCAUCUGCGAUCUUCCCUCCUUUGAGAGAUAACGCUCUUGUCUCGAAAGAAAAUGGGAUUUUUGGGUUGGAUUUUCCUUGUUUCGAUCUUCCUUUGCUUCUACGCAUCCGGCUCUUCUUCAACAGAUGAUUUUCGACAGGCGUUUCCUAUUGUGGAACCUGAUUCUGGUCAUACAAAACUUCGUCUUGCAAGAGAAGGAUUAAAGGCAAUAGAAAGAAUAACAACACCAAUUGCAGCUGUUGCGGUUAUUGGUCCAUACCGGUCUGGCAAAUCUUUUCUUCUUAAUCAGCUUCUCUCCCUUUCAUGUUAUGAAGGAUUUGGUGUUGGUCACAUGCGUGAUACUAAAACAAAAGGUAUAUGGGUAUGGGGAACCCCAUUAGAAUUGGAUAUUGAUGGAAUAAAAACAUCUGUGCUUUACCUUGAUACAGAAGGAUUUGAAAGUGUUGGGAAAUCUAAUGUAUAUGAUGACAGGAUCUUUGCCCUGGCAACUGUUAUGAGUUCUGUGCUUAUCUAUAACCUACCUGAGACGAUUCGUGAGGCAGAUAUAUCCCGCUUGUCUUUUGCUAUUGAGCUUGCUGAGGAAUUUUAUGGAAGAGUGAAGGGGCAAGACGUCGCAUUUGAACCAGCUAAGCUGUUGUGGCUAAUACAGCGUGAUUUCCUACAAGGGAAAUCUGUGCAACAGAUGGUGAAUGAAGCUCUUCAACAGGUGCCAAAUAAUGAUGGUGACAGAAAUCUUGAUCAGGUUAAUCAGAUUCGCGAAUCUCUGGCAAUUAUGGGUGAUAACAGCACUGCUUUUAGCUUACCACAGCCUCAUCUUCAGCGAACAAAGCUUUGUGACAUGAAUGAUGACGAGCUCGAUCCUAUGUAUGUCCAGAAGAGGGAGCAAUUGAAAGAACUAGUUGCUUCUGUUAUUCGUCCAAAAAUUGUGCAGGGUAAACCUCUAAAUGGAAGGGAAUUUGUAUCUUUUCUGGAACAGAUUCUUGAAGCCUUGAACAAAGGAGAGAUUCCAUCCACAGGUUCUCUUGUUGAAGUUUUCAAUAAGGGAAUUCUUGAACGGUGUUUGAAGCUAUACGACCAGAGGAUGGGUGAAUUAAGAUUACCACUCCCAGAGCAAUCUCUGCAAAGAGCACAUGGUAAUUCUAAAGAAGAAGCCAUGAAGGUCUUUGAUGGGCAGCAUUUUGGCCGUCACCAUGCUAAGCAAUCAGUUGCUAAAUUGAAUGAAGAAAUAGAAAAGGUCUACAAGAAUUUCAUGUUGGCAAAUGAAUAUCAAUCUUCAAAGUUGUGUGAGGCACUAUAUACCAAGUGUGAGGACAAAAUGGAUCAGCUUCAAGUCCUAAGGCUUCCUUCCAUGGCAAAAUUUAAUGUGGGCUUUUUGCAAUGUAAUCAAAGCUUUGAAGAGGAGUGUGUUGGCCCUUCAAAGGCAAGCUAUGAACAACGGAUGAUGAAGAUGCUGGGGAAGUCAAGGUCUCAAUUCAUUAAGGAAUACAAUAACAGGCUUUUCAAUUGGUUGGUGACCUUCUCCCUCGUCAUGGUAGUAGUGGGACGGUUUGUUAUAAAAUUUAUUUUGCUUGAGAUUGGAGCAUGGGUACUAUUUAUCUUCUUGGAGACGUACACAAGGAUGUUUUGGACAGCAGAGUCUCUUUACUACAACCCUGCAUGGCAUUUUAUUGUAGCAACUUGGGAGACAAUAGUUUAUAGUCCCAUUCUCGAUCUUGACAGAUGGGCUGUUCCAAUUGUUGUUACACUAUCGAUUUUUGUUCUUUACUGGCGGUGCUAUGGGCGGAGGAAACAUGGGGCUCGUUUGCUAUUACCCCUGUACAACCAAAAAGGUGGCACAAGUCGGCCUAGAUCUGACUGAAGAUGAAUUUGCUUUUUGGGGUUGUUUCUGCAAAAUCUCCUCCUGAACAACGCAUGUGCUUCUGUUUACCAUUCUCCUUGGGCAAAACCAUUUAGUUUUUUUAUUUCUACGGUGCCCGUUGGUGUUGUGUAUUUCUCGAUAAACCCUUAAUUGGAAAUGGCGAAAAGAAGCCGAAGAUCAGAUGAUGAUUGGCCAACCAUUUGUAACCGUAGCAUCUGCAUAUAGUUUGUAUUGUUCUUUAAUUAUUUUGGACAUUGCAAAGCCUCCUUUGUAAGAUUUCUGAGACGGGUGAUUGGUGGCAACUAUUGUUUCUGUUGGUUCAGGUGGACAAUGUGUGGGUCUUUCAGGGCUCGCAUUUUUACCGAGAGGGAAGAAAAAUAAUAAAGGGCAGAGAGUUCAGACUCUAGCAUUUCAUCAGGCAA